Leptomonas pyrrhocoris is the source of this 1917-nucleotide messenger RNA. RefSeq lists its product as hypothetical. The transcript has a single exon. The record is from RefSeq and is a predicted model, not a curated record. Lineage: Eukaryota; Euglenozoa; Kinetoplastea; Trypanosomatida; Trypanosomatidae. Bases 286 to 1917 code for a protein of 543 amino acids.
GAAGCAAAACAAAAGCAAAACCCCGAUCGUGUUUCUUUCGUGCGCAGGAACGCCUACUCCCAGAGGAAGAGAGCCGACACACUUCAUAAGCAAAAAGUCUUUGUUAAAAGCAGGCACUGAAGGAGCGCAAGUCGUCGCAGCAGCUUAGGCGUUUGUUUUUCUUGCUGCUUUCAUCGUUUCGUUGUACGCCAGAAAAGGAAGGAGGGAUAGUCGGCACACCGUCCUUAUUAUUCUUUUUUCUUUAAGCAUAGAGACACGCACACACGCACUUUGUCCGACAGUAAAAUGGCACCGAAGGCCGCCAAGAAGGAGCCGAAAGUCAGUGCGGCAGAGAAGCGUCGCGAGACACAGGAGAAGCGCGCCUUGAAGGAGAGGGCCGAUCAGCAGGCGCUCGCGGAAUGGAUCGACACCCACGACCCACUGCUGGACAAAGCCGCAGACACGCCCAUCCAGCUGGAGGAGCUCUUUUCAUCUAAGCUGGUGCACCGCACCUUCGCUCAGCCUGGCGUGGGGGACACUCCCUAUGACUGGACGGAAUUUCGAAAGGUGCUGGCGGAGCGCUCCGCGACGAGCCCGCGUUGGUUUAUUCAGCUACGCGAAGAGGACUUGCUGGCGGGUGCGGAGGGCAUGGAGGGGGUGACGGUGGACUGCUACGUGAUUGCCGAGGCGGCGCAGCCAACCCUGGCACCAGCGGAGUACAUUGUGAAGGUGCACUGGCCCUACAGUGAUGCCGAGGACAACGCACCGGAGCGCAUUCUGCCGCUGGAGAGCCAGGAGAUGUGCUGGCGCCGCGUCGUGAAGGCGGAUGGGAGUGAUAUGAACGUGUACCUCCUGCAGAAGAGGCACAGCGACGGUGCCGCGAAGACAGGUCCGGCGCUCGCUUCCUCCGCCUUUGGCUUUGGCGCGAGUGCUCCAAGCGCGUCUUCGCCGACUGCCGCUGCUACGACUGUCACUGCGCCUUCCGCUGAUGCGCCAUCUUCCACAGCUGCAUCGACGGCAACAUCGAGUUUGGGUUUUGGUUUCGGUGCUGCACCGACGGCAAAUGGUGCUCCCACCGCUGCCGCAGCCUCAGGCUUCGGCUUCAGCUUUGGCCCUGCCAUCCCGACAUCGGCGCCGUCUGCCGGCAAUGGUAGCAGCACCACAACGACUGCGUUCAGCUUCGGCUUUGGCCAGAGUUCCGCUGCGCCGGCUCCCCCCUCGUUUGGUUUUGGUGCCCCCGCGGCGCCUUCAACGGCCCCCGCACCGGCGGUGACCAGCGAGGUGAAGGUGGAGCCCCUCAAGACGUCUGAGAUUUUGUUCGCCUUGUGGUCGCGCAGGCGUCUCACCGACCUGGCGAAGGAGAUCCGCUCCGGCAGCCGCAUCGUCCGCGAGGACUUCCCGCUGGACGCGAGCACCACGAUGAAACUGGUGAUGCAGAACGAUCGCAAGGACGACGUGGCGACGACGACGCGUCGCCUGCUGUUGAACCGCCUCUUCGCCAAGCAGGACCCCGAUGUGCGGGCGAUGGACAAGUGGAUCGACGACUGCCCUGUGUACGACGAGGCGCUGGCCCCGGCGCUGCAGGCCUUUCGUGAGCGUCAGCUGAACGAACUUGCGGAGGAGUCGGAGGUAUUUCAUCAGAUCUGCGAGCGCUACCACGGCAAGAUCGAAGAGGAGCUGCGGCGCAUCGUGAAGCUGCGCCUGUCGGCCGCCGAUGCUGAGCUUGACCGGAUCGCCGCCAUCACAGAACAGAUAAAAGAACACAAGCUGGCCGAGAAGAGCGCCUUUCGACUGCUAAAGUUCUACGCGAAGAAUGAUGUGUUGCGGUUUCGCCCGUUUGGCAAGAUUAGCGGUAUCUCGGAGAUGGGGGAGAGCGUCGAUGUCUGCGUCCCACCGGCGCACGUGAACAUCAACCCUUUCACGGGAAAGCCUCUGUAG